AUGACUGGUACUGGCGUCAGCGUUGGGACUGGCGAUGGAACUCCUGGCAGGGUCCUGAUGGCCCUGAUGACGAUGAACAGGCCUCUGAUGGAUAUCAACAGGUGCCACAACAGUCUGAGACAGGUUCAGAUCAUCCAGAAGCCGGUGAAGGACAGUUCACCAGCUUCUCCAGCACGACCUUCAGUUCAUGCUUCACCAUCAAGGCGCUCUGAGGCGCAUGCGAGAACAGUGGAACCUGCACCAGCUUUGAAUGCCAUGGACUCCUUCAUCUUAGAUGUUCUGAGAGGUUGGCGUUUGCUUGUUGCUGCAUCCCUAUCACCGGAAGAGUGGCGUGAUGUUUUGGCCACCACAGGGAAUAAGCUGGAUUACCUUAGUGUUUCAUCGGCUUUACAAACCUUGUGGGGCGAGCAAUUGGGUGGCAAUGGCAAGUGGCAUUCAAAUGUGAGUUCAGCACCCCUAUCCUCUUUUUGGCAUGAGGGUUCCUGGCCUUACGAUGCAUGGAGUGACAAUCAAGCAAUGUGGCAUGAUUGGAAUGAAUCAGAAGAUUGGUCUUCCGAAGCUUGGGAGGCUGCUGCAGCAACUGGAGAGCAACCUGGUCCCUCUGACGAGAGGGUGGAUGAUGUGACCGAUCCUGCACUGAUUGAGGCCUUGGAGGCCGAGAAACAGGCUGAGUCAUUGGCCCUUGAAGCACGUCGCACUUGGUCGCAGGCCCAACAGGCCACACAGCAGUUGCAACGUGACCGCGGCUUUGGAAAAUCUGGUAGUGGUUCAUCAUCCUCAAAUCCAAUUCGUUGUUAUCUUUGCGGUGGUCCCCAUCUUCAAAAAGAUUGUCCUGACAAACAUCACCCAUCUUUUCGUAAGGGCUAUGGUAAGAGUUUGUCUCAAGCUGAACUCGAUGCAUAUUUAGCUGGAAAAUCCAAAGGAAAGGGUUUCAAGGGCAAGUUCAAGGAUGGCAUGUUAGCAUGGCAUGAUGAUGGUUCAUGGUAUUCUGACUCUUUCAUGAUCAACAAGGGCAAGGGAAAGAACCCCAAGGGCAAAUACUUCAAACCAUCAGCGAAUGUUUAUGGCAUGGAUUUCUACGCCUUGGAGAUGAUGGAUGUUGAAGAUUCACCACAAACCUUUCAUGUUUUUCCCCUGGAACUGUUUUCAACUGAUGAGACCGACAACAAGAGAUCAACACCACCGGGGUAUGGCAUGUUGGAUUGUGGGGCGACAGCAUCUGCGGGUCCGGAAGCAUCAGCAAAACGUUUGAUUUCCAAACUUCGACUAUUUGAUCCCGAUUUGAAAGUUUGCUUCAACUACAACAAACGUCCAUAUUUCAGGUAUGGUUCUGGGAAAUGGGGUCAAGCGCUUUACCAUGCAGUUAUUCAUUCCAGUUGGGAUUCAUCACGAUGUUUUGAGCUCUAUGUUUUGGAGAACCCCAUGGAGUACAACAGCGAAUGGUUUUCUGAUGACAUGUUGGUACCUAUUUUGGUUGGCAUGGAUCACCUCAAGAAGACUGGUUUGAUACUGGAUUUUUCCGAUGGUCAUGCAGUCAACGGCAAUGAUAACCCAGCGGUCCCCUAUGUCAUGGAAAGAAACCUCAAGGGCCACUAUAUGGUGAACAUUGCCUACUACCUCUUCGGUUCUCUCUCUGACUCCGAGGCUGGUGGCAACGAAUCCUUUGCAGCUCAACUUCUGGAGCAGGACUGCCACUCAGCACCAUCGGAGGGGGACAUCAGGUCUCAGACCACGUCAUGGCCUUGUUUCGGCAAGCACGUGUCCUCCAAUCCAAAAUCCAACGGCUAUGGCCAGUGGCGAACGUGCGAGAUUUGUGGUGUCCGUCUGAGCUAUGUGCCACGGGCGGGCUACCAGGGCAAGUCAGCAGCUCAAGCUUGCCACAAGACGGUGGAGCUGGCGAUGAAGCAGCUUCGCCAGGACUUGGAGCCAUGUGGAAGGUUCCCCACCAUGGACUUGGUCGAGACGAUGAUCCAGAUCAUCACCGACGAGAGCAAGAUCGUGGCCACGGAGUCAACGCUCAAGCGUCUGAGGAGCCACGUGGACACCUUGAAGCAAACCUAUGCAGAUCAGAUGAAGUCGGACACUCAAGCGCCAAAGGGAUCCUCAACGAGCCCAACAGAUGUCUGGCGUUUUCUGAGCGAGCAGGAGAAGUCCAAGUUGAUGGAGAUUGCGAUGGAGCGCCACAAGGAGGAGAGUGCUGAUCCAGUUUCUCAACAGCCUGUGAUCGAAGAUGCUACGAAGAUGAGCAACUUCUCUUGGGCCUAUGAGAUUGACAAUGAGCAGCUUUUUGAAGAGCCCUAUGGCAAUGUGGACCAAUGCUUCCUCUACAAGUCCUUCUUCGUCAAACCCUUUGCCAUGGAGAAUUCUCAAGGCCACUUUGGCUUUCUCGGCAUGAUGACUUUGGCGGCUCAGACUGGUCUUCGAGACUUUCUUCAAGGAGACCGGGUUGAUGGUUGGGAGAUGUUCUGUGCUCCUGACAGCUGGCUCACUGCAGCCUGCCGCACAGAAGGGUUGCGAUUCAGCCGCAUCAACUUGCAGCAGGGCUACGACUUGUACAAGACCAACACCUAUGAGCUCUUGAAGGAGAAGUACAAGUCUGAAAAGCCCCGGCGUAUAUGGAUUUCCACAAGAUGUACCUACUGGUGUCCUUUCACCUCACUCAACUACAACACAGUUGAACGCCGACAGGUGCUUGAAGGGCGACGUCGUCAAGAACGUGCCAUGUUCAAAAAGCUGAUCCCCUUCAUCCUGGACAUCAUUGAGGACGAUCCUUCGGUUGAAUUGUUCUGGGAAUGGCCUCGAAGAUGCUAUGGCUGGCAAGAGCCCAUGAUACUUCAUCUUCAAGAUCGACUUCAAAAGCUUGGCAAGCCUUGGCAUUUUGCACGGGUUGAUGGCUGCCGAUAUGGACUUAGAUCGGCUAGAGGUGGCUUCUUGCAAAAAGCCUGGUCCAUUGGCACAACAUCAUCUCACUUCUACCACCUCUACAGGUCAAAGACAUGCCCUGGCUGUCAUGAACACGAUCGCAUUCAGGGCUUGGAGACGCAGAAGAGCGCCUACUACCCCUGGAAACUCUGCAAGUCAAUUGCUCAGACUUGGCGUCAAGAGCUCUACCCUGACAAAUGGCUCACCUACUUGCAAGCUCCACUCCCCUCUUUUGUUGAACCUGAGGAGCAAUUGCAAGCACUUGGACUGAUGGAUGGGGCCCUGGAUUUUUGCCCGGCAAUGGACUUAUGCCCAGGGUUGGACUUUUACCCUGCAGAAUCAUCCUCGUCCAGUGAGCCGUCAGGAAAAGAACUGAGCCUUUGGCGUGUCCACCUCAUGAAGUACCAUCGAGCUGCUGGCCAUCCCAGCAACUACAACUUGUCUCGCAUUCUUCGAGAUGCUGGCCGAGCACCUUGGCAAGUUCGUGCUGCGAUGGAUCUGAAAUGUGAUGAAUGUGCAGCUCUGAAGUUGGGAGGGUCAUCCAGUGGCAAGGUGCCUCCUGCUUCCAUGAGACCAAUGCCAAGUGAAAACCCAGCGGCAUGGAAGAGCCUGGCAAGUUUUAUACCACAAAGAUCUUUUGUCGAUGUUGUUCCUGAAGAACCCCAAGAAGAAGAUGAAGAUCUUCCUCAACUUCCUGAUGAGCCCAAUCAAUUGCCAAGACUCUCCAAGCCUGCCUAUCGACACACCUUCAAGCAUGCGCCCAAGAAGGUGACCUUUGCUGAGCCUUCACAACCUCCUGAACCUGUGAAUGCAUAUGAUCCUUCUUUUGCUGCGAACCCUGAUGAGGACGAUGAAGCCAUCGGCAACGCUGGCAUUGGCAGUGGUAUUCCAACCUUGGAAGCAAGAUCUGGUUCAUCCAAGGCCAAACUUUUGGACUCCACUGAUGGCCAAACUUCUGAACCUGAGACAAAGCGUCCACGUACGGAUGAUGAUGAUGCUCUACUUCUCUCCUACCUGGAGCAGGUUGACGAGCUCUACGUCCUUGAAUUUGACAUGGUCUUAGAGAAUGACCGCCAGAAGCGCAAGUUGGUGUACAACCCAAGUUUGUUUUUGGCUCAGAAGAUGCGAGAUUGCGAAGUGCGACUGGAGAAGCUUUCACCAGCCCACAGAGAACUCUUUCGCAGAGCCAAACUGAAAGAGGUCAAUAGCUUCCUAGCGAACGAGGCAGUUCGUCGCUGUGCUGAUCAUGCCGAAGAACAACAAGCGCGAUCUAGCGGCAGAUUGAUGCGAUGUCGAUGGGUCCUCACUUGGAAACCAACUCCUGAAGAGUCCAUGACCGAAGCUCUAGAAGAACUUCAGAAAAAGGGUGAUGAGACCACUCUGACAUCAGAUGGCCGCAAGAAAGCCAAGGCGCGCAUUGUGCUUCUUGGUUUUGAACAUCCUGAUCUCCUCUCAGAGGGCUACAAGACUUCAAGUCCUGUGCAAGCUGUUUUGACUCGCAACUUGAGUUAUCAAAUGGUGAUGCAAGAAGGCUGGGAGAUUGAAGGUCUCGACUUGUCAACCGCCUUCCUACAAACCUUGCCUACGGAAGAGAGCAAACAGCUUUGGACAACAGGUGUUCAAGAACUUCGACAAGCCCUUGACCUUCCUGAGACUGGCGUGAUGCGAAUCCUCAAAGACUUCUAUGGCUCAACCACAGCCCCGCGCAACCUUUGGCAGAACAUUGAUGUUUCUUUGAAAUCACUGGGUGCUCACCGCAUUGCUGGUGAUCCUUGCUUUUGGUUGUGGCGCGUUCCUGCAGAUCCCAAAACUCUUCCUCCUCAUGAUCCCAAAGAUGCUGAAUCCUUCAAAUGGAAGACCCUUGGAUUUAUGGCGGGUCAUGUGGAUGAUUUUCAUAGAGCUGGAGAUUUGCAAGAUGAGAGAUGGCUGAAGAUUCGCUCCUCCAUUGACACGAUGUACAAGUGGGGGCAACUCAAAAAGAAUGAGUACCGACAUGCUGGCACGGAUCUUUCAAUGACCACGGAUCCGAACUAUGGUCGCUGUCUGGUAGUGGAUCAAUCAUACUACAUUGAGAUGCUUGAGGAUGUGCAGAUCGAUCCUCAACGUUUUUCUAUGACAUCCUCACCUUUGACGGCGAAGGAGAUCUCAGCUUGUCGUGCUUCGAUUGGUGCCUUGCAGUGGGUCGCUGUGCAGACGCAACCAUUAGCAUGUGCUCGCUGCAACCUUUUGCUUUCCGAGCUCUCCCAGCAGCCUACGAUGCAGCUAGCUCAAGAACUGCAGGAGCUGAUCAGGGAACUCAGAAAAUCCAGCACCGUUUUGAAAUUUUUCCGUUUGCCCAAAGUACAUCAUUGGACCCAAGUGUACAUUGUAGGCUUAGGAGAUCAAGCCCACCAAAACAGACCCAAAGGGGGUAGCACAGGUGGACUUUUGAUUUUUCUUAGCAACAGGGAUUUGUCAAUUGGCCGACCAGCACCAAUGAUUCUUGUGACGUGGAAAACUUGGAAGCUGAAACGUGUCAGCAUCGGCACGAAUGAUGCCGAAGUGCAGUCCCUUGUAGAGACCGAAGAUGUUCUUUUUAGGACUAGGAUGUUGUGGGCCUCCAUUAAUUCAGCCGGUACAGUUGGCACUGGCACCCGAGCUGACAUGCUUGACGCAUCUGAAGCUGAAGUUUGUUUGGUGCCAGGCCUCUUAGGAACUGACAGCAAGGGAGGAUACGACAGUAUCAUGGUGAACGAAAGUCCCAUGCUAGGCCUUUCCAACACUAGGGCAGCCAUUCAAGCUUUUCAACUCAAGGAGUUUUUACCACGUUGUUUGACCAAACUGAUGUGGCUGGCAAGUGAUUGGAACCUUGCUGACUGUAUGACGAAGAAGAAGGCAGAAUGUAGAAAGUCUAUGGAAUACUUUUUCCAACGACGAGUCUGGAUGCUGAAAUUCGAUCCAAAUUUUGUCCAGUCCUCCAGAAAGGAGAAUGCCAGCAAAGGCACUCCAAUUCAGCAAAUGCAGGGGCUCCAUGAGAAGAACUCACAAGAAUUUUGUGGUAAUGCAGUUGUUUCAAUUCAUGACCGACUUGCCAGGUACAGUUGUUGAGUUUUCUCAUGUUGCUGCUUGGCCCAAUCUCAUAGAGGGCCCUCUUGUGAUAGCCUGACGCUUGGCUAUGGAGUGAAAAGG
Molecule: messenger RNA, 6090 nt
Organism: Cladocopium goreaui
Lineage: Eukaryota; Dinophyceae; Suessiales; Symbiodiniaceae
Source: the annotation of a GenBank genome assembly